AUGUCGACUGCGGCCGCUCCCAUUGUUAUUCCUUCGUCCGACUCUCCCAUGCCAUCCUCCCACCGCCGCAGCAGCAGCAACAUCGUCAUGCCCACUGUGCGCAGUGCCGGCAUCGGCGGCUACAAGAACGUCCAAAUUGACUCCAUGAUUGGUGGACACAUCCGCGAACGCCGCGAUUCCGGUAUGGGCAAGCUCUGCAUGCCGCACCAGUCGCCUAGGUCUGAGCGUCGGUUCUCUUUCAAGCGCGUCAUGUCGUUCAGCAAGCUGCGCCGGGCGUCGGCUCCCGAAACCAACUAA
Messenger RNA from Linderina pennispora, 297 nucleotides. RefSeq lists its product as uncharacterized. Lineage: Eukaryota; Fungi; Kickxellomycota; Kickxellomycetes; Kickxellales; Kickxellaceae. The coding region runs from base 1 to 297 and encodes 98 amino acids. The record is from RefSeq and is a predicted model, not a curated record. The transcript is spliced from 2 exons.